Messenger RNA from Xyrichtys novacula (pearly razorfish), 7590 nucleotides. Lineage: Eukaryota; Metazoa; Chordata; Actinopteri; Labriformes; Labridae. The record is from the annotation of a GenBank genome assembly.
AAACAGUGUGAAAAUUGCCUGUAAACAGUUGGAUCUGAGUCUCCUGAUGAAUUCAGUGUCUCUUUUAUCAAAGUGAGGAUGAGCCAGAGAGGAGAGGAGAGAAUAGGAGGGAGGGAGAGAGGGAGAGUGGGCGUGUAGGGAGGUCCACUUCCAGCUCCCCUCAGCCAAUGAAGGCUUGUCACAGGGGACUCACGUGGACGAGGCGCUCUUAAAACCUAGCUCCUGACUUUUCCUCAAGUUCAAUUUUUUGGGAUUCCCUCCCACCCCAUCACAUCUCGUCCUUUUACUUGCCAGUUGUGACUAUUUAACCCAGUUUACCUCUGCUUUUCCUCGCUUGCUUGCGGCGCGCAUCGCUCCGUCCUACGUCUUCCGCCUCUUCCCCUUCUUUCCGCUGCUGCAGCUCUCGGACUCUUCUCUCACUUUCUCUCUCUCUCCCUCUCUCUCUCUGUGUGUCUGUGCUGCGAGUUUUUGGAGGUUUUGUUGUUCUACUUUGGAGAAUUGAAGCAGUUUUUGUCUGAGUAGUUACAUGACAAGCUGCCCUCUGCGUUUUCCUCCGCUCCGCUCUACCUGUCCAUGGUCCUGAAAGAGACGGCUUCUUCUCAAGAUUACGGUGCGCUGCUCCUCCAAAAAUCCACACUCCAUACUUCUGUGUCUUUUCGUGGUUCGCAGGUGAGAUACAUUCAUAAAUAACAACCUCAUCCUCCCCCGCUGAGGCUCCUGAACUUAAACCAGAAGGAGUUUGUCCUGAAGGAAGCAAAAUAAUCGAUUUUCCAAGAGACGCAGCGGCUGCAUCGAUUUGAGGAGGACUCGUCUUUUAACUGACAGAAAAAUAAGAAAAAGCCGGAUGCAUUGACGCAACUCAGCCUGGAGAUAUUCGUCUUUCAGCAAGUGGAAAUAGCGGACACAUUUUCUGUUUUGUCGCGCAUCCAGAUCACAUUUCCGUGGAGCGGGGAAACUGGGUUUUCUUCCUUGCCUUCUGGAUCAAGUGAGACUUAAAGAUCCUCCUCCUCCUUCCCUAAGAUAAAAACUUGUCCUGAAUACCAAAUGGUCGUUUGAGGAGGCCCCGAUCAAGACAAUGGAGGCGUCCGCCAACGGGUCCAGUUUUGGCAUCGACUCGCUGCUGUCCCACAGGCCGGGAAGUCCAGUAUCCAAAGGGGACAGCCUGGUGGGAGAGUGCCGCUCGCCUCUAGAGUUCAGCCCGAGAUCAGACGCGGAGUCCGGCUGCUCGUCGCCACCGUCGCCGAGGAGAGAGUGCGUGGAUGAAGUGGCCCAGAGGCAAGGUCACGGCGUGGGCCUUCCGCCGCACCUGCAGCACGCACAGAUCUCGGCGGGGUCGCAGCAGAGGACCGUGACCUCGUCGUUUCUUAUCAGAGAUAUUCUCGCGGACUGUAAGCCUCUGGCAGCGUGCGCACCCUACUCCAGCAAUGGACAGCCGACUCAGGAGGCAGGGAGGCUGGUGUCCAAGAUAGCGGACGACUUUAUGGAGAAAAUCCACAGCAACUCAUCGUCAGACAGCGAGUACAAAGGUAAGAGCAGAAAAGAAGUGUCAGUAGACUCAGGGAGGGAUGAGAUCAGAGGGGAAACUGAUUUCUCCUCAGGACUUUUGGCUCUCGUACAAACUACCUCCAUCAUAGGCGUCCUUUUAUUUAUUUAUGUUUAUUUAUUGACAUUUUAUCUAACACGUUAUCAGCUCUGUUCGCUCUUCAUCAGCAUCUCACUGAUUCUUCUUAUUUUUGCCUUUUUUUAACCCGUAAUUUGGACAAACCAUAAUAAAAUCUGAUUGAAUUAUGAGUAAAUUAUUAGAGACAAGACUGGUACAGAACAUAUGAUUGAAUCUGGAAAAAUGAAGUCGGGCAAGAAGUUAGAAGAGUAAUGAAUUAAAUUUCAAUGAAAGCCAAAAAGCUGUAGAGGACGUUAUUGAAUUAAAGAUGUUAAAAUUAAUUUAAUUAAUAAAAGAAGAAAAAAAAAGUGAUUAAAAUGUGUUGAUUCUUCGUGAUUUAGGCCUUAGUUUGUAAAUAUUGAUACGACUACUUUUACUGAUAAUAAUAAUAAUAAUAAUGAUAAUAAUAAAAUAAUAAUAAUAAUAAAAUAAUAAUAAUAAUAAUAAUAAUAAUAAUAAUAAUGAUUCAGAAAAUUUGAGAAAAAUAAUAAUAAAAUAUAUCAAACUGGUUAUUAACAGAUUUAAAUUACAUUUCAUUUAUGAGAUGCAAUAUGUUACUGAUGCACAUGCAAAUUUAAUAAUAAUAAGAAAAAAUGUCUUUAAAGAAAUUCUCACAGUUCAAGAACUUUAUCCAAAAAUUUGGGAUUAAAUGUAAAAACACUAAAAAUGUCCAGAUAUUUAUUUACAUGGUGAUCUUUGAUUUGGUUGGUAGCAGGUAAAAGUACACCUGCAACCUUCAAUAAUAUCAAUAAUAUUGAUGGCUGUGUUAGAAGAUAUAUGACCAUUAAAAUUUGUUUUUGGAAAAAUGUAUUUAAAGAAGAAAAAUAGCAAAAAUAAAAGAUAUUUAAGUUUAUUUUAAUUAAAUUUUCCGUUAAUAUUCGACAUCAUACUCAGUUAGCUGCAGAUGACCGUGUGUGCUGUAUAAGUGUACAUGCGAAACUUUGGUGGACACACUUAAUAAGCUUAUGGGUCAAUUUUUUUCACUAUUUUUUAACUCAUAAAAACAACCACUGGCCGCAUGCUUUGCGUUACGCACGCGGCUCAUUUCAGUGAUUGUGGUGAUGAGAAGCACCAGGAAGCAUGUGUUGAUGUCAGCGAGGCAGAGCAGGGAGAGAUGACAGGGUCGCCUCCAGAUAAAUGCCAUCAAGGGCCUCUCUGUUUCCAAUCAUGUCAGCCUUAACAGACAUGUCACCGCCAUUGACAGUUUAAUGAAGCAGCGCCUGAAAGGAGGAGGACGACCGCUGCUGCUGCUGCUACAGAGGAAUUUAUCCCACUCUCAGUUACAACAUACGGACGUCUAAAGUGAAAAUUACUGGAUUAUUUUUGUCCUUUCGCGUAAAUAAAAGCCGAAUUUUCUCAUUGAUCCACUUGUAUUAAAGCGAUUGAUAUCCCGCGUCAUGUCAUCAAUUUGCUCCACGGUUUGGGGUUUGAGCGUGUGCGUGCGCGCGCGUGUCACCGCGUGGAUGGAGCUGCUCAUCGACGCGCUGAUUGAUUGAAGAAGCCGCGGGGCCCUCAGAGCGCCUGUACGGCAGCUUUGAUUUCCCCCCUCAAUCCGCCUCCUAUAAUAUUUCAGGGAUUUGAUGCAAUUUGUCCCCGGCGCUAAUCAGAUUUGUAAGCGCGCGAGGCCGCCCGGCUCUUGAUUUCCACUCAUUUCCACGGUCCUGUGAAGUUCCUCCGGUCGCGGUUGAAAGGCUCGCUCUUCCCUUGUGGCUCAAUUAGGCGGAUUAUUGUGCUUCUUGAAACGACUCAACUAUUCAACUACCAAAGAUCUCUCGCCUCUCCACGCUCGCGUCUCCCCCUCUCUUUUUCUUUCAGAGGAUAGACUAUAAGGAGUGUGUGUAUCAAUGUUCGCCCUGACAUGACACCACGCAGAAAAAGAACAAAGACUGUGGCCCCACUGACGGGGGAAAUAUCAGAUUGGGAGUGUGAAUAUUGGAAAAGCUUUUCAUAACAAUUUAAAACCAAAUCAAACAGAUCCAGAUCGCCUGUAGGCAAUGUUCCUGUCUUCACGGUUUCAGUCUCAACAUUCAUAUAGUCACUUCCUUCAGAGUAUAGAUACUAUAGAACCAGCAUUAUACUAAAACUCAGAAGAAGUAAAAAGCAGAUGGUUUGCCGUGGAUUUAUAGUAAAAUACUGUUCUUUCAAAAUAAAGCUUUCUCGUUCGUUUUCAGUGGGUGCCACCAUUUUCUUUCACUAAGUUAUAAUUUCAGCUACUUGAGGACUGCAGUUUGAGAGCUGUGCUUUUUAAAAAUUGCUAUCCGAUCGCUCGCCGAUUAUUUAUCGAAGAAUCGCUCAACCGAUAAAGUUCUUAAUUACAGUGAUUGUACCAGAAUGCAGUUUAUAAGAGUCUAUUGUGUUAGACUGUUAAAUCAGUGGUUUGUUUCAGCUGUUGUUUAUCAAAUAUUCUCAUUUUCUGGGUUAAAACUGAAGAGUUAAAAGUGCGUAAAUGACUUUAUAUUAUUUUUAUUCCAGUGAAGACUGGCCUGUAUAUCUAUGUUGUAGACGCUGCUGCACAGAUUUAUUCAACCCUCGCCUCCUUCCAUCGAGGUCGCAGGUCUAUUAUAUUUUGAGGCCUUGGUCCUAGUUUUCACAUUUUCCUCACUGUUUCGUCUCUUCUUGUGUUUAGUGAAAGAAGAGGGGGACAGGGAGAUCUCCAGCAGCAGAGACAGCCCUCAGGUCCGGCUGAAGAAGCCCAGGAAGGCCCGGACGGCCUUUACGGACCACCAGCUGGCUCAGUUGGAGCGCAGUUUCGAGCGCCAAAAGUACCUGAGCGUCCAGGACCGCAUGGAGCUGGCGGCCUCCCUCAACCUCACCGACACACAGGUCAAGACCUGGUACCAGAAUCGGAGGUAAGGGAAAACAAUGAAAUGAAAAAAAUAGGCGUGAUGCCUCUGGGGUAGGGGGGUGAGAGAGGGGAGGAGGGCUGAACGCCAUGUUGUCCUUUCACCACCAGCCUAAAGGUGACAGGGGUUCAUUUUCUCAACUGCUCACCAAUCACAGCCACAGUUUGUUUCAGUGGGUGCCACCAUUUUCUUUAAGUUAAGUUAUAAUUUCAACUACUUUAAGACAGCAGUUUGAGAGCUGUGCUUUUUUAAAAUUGCAAUCCGAUUGCUCGCCGAUUAUUUAUCGAAGAAUCGCUCAACCGAAAACCACAGUUUUUGAGGAUGUGCUUUGAACACAUUUUUCCAUCGACCAACAAAUCGAUCAUUGGCUUCGAUUUGAUAAAAGAAAUAAUAAAGAAAAAACAAUCAGUGCAGAUCUCUUGGUAACAAAGUCUAAAAGUUUUCCAACAGAGCUACACUUCGAUUAAACACAAUUUAUCAAUUAACUGGUUGUUGAAAUAGAAUCAGAUUAUUUUCGCCAAAAUUAAUCGAUUAAUUAAUCGCCUUUUUUGAAGAGACAAAGACCUAAUUUACCAAAGUUUUCCAUCAGUCCGUAUUGGACCUCAUUAACAUGCCAACAAAUGUCUGUGUAUGGCCACAGUCCAUGUCCAUUUUGUGUUAAUUUUAUUGUCAUUUAUUUAAAUUUUGACUUUAAUUUAUUGAGAAAAAAAUUAAAUACUAAAAAAAUGAAAUCACAUGACUCGGGGAGACGCUGUCAGCCCUGAUAUGUGUUUUAUUCCUGCGCCCUUAUUCAACAGUGGGUCAUUUUAAAGUUUGUAUAAUCGAUUAAUCACCCCGUAAAGUCUUAAUAUCAAGGUGUCAACUUUUUCUUAAUAAAUCAAACUGGCUAUAUUAGCGAGGGAAGCCGUCUCCCCCCAACGUGAAAACAUGUUUUCUGCAGUUUUCGCUUGACUUGACUCGCACAUUUAUUUAUUUGUCUCCAGGUUGGACUCUCGAACAGCUAAAUGACAGAAAUAAAUGUAAAAACACAACACUUUGAGGAAUGAAUAAUGCAUCGUUGCAUGUGUGCAUAUCAAUAAUUCAAACAAACCACUAUAUCUACUCAAUUAUCUUUAUUAUGAAUUAUUCACCUGCGUGGAGUGCACACUGGCAAUCGAGCAGACGUCCUUGGGUGUGAAUACAGAGGCAGGUGGAGAUUUUGGUGAUUUGAAAAAAGAAAGAGAGAGAAAAAAAAAGAUGCUUCCCUGACUUUUAAUUGGACUCCAGGUAAACAGAUGGGAGCUGUUUUAGUGUGUCAGCUUCAAACAGACUCAUAAUGCCACAUGCUUUUAGGUUAAAUCUGCGUGUUUUUUUUUCUUCUCCUGCAGGACAAAGUGGAAGAGGCAGACGGCGGUGGGGCUCGAACUGCUCGCAGAAGCAGGAAACUACUCCGCCCUGCAGAGGAUGUUCCCGUCCCCCUACUUCUACCCACAAAGUCUGGUGUCCAACCUGGACCCAGGAGCGGCCCUCUACUUGUACAGAGGUCCCUCAGCGCCCCCGCCAGCCCUGCAGAGACCCCUGGUACCGCGGAUCCUUCUGCACGGCCUGCAAGGGGGCAGUGAGCCGCCACCCCCGCCUCCUCUGCCUCCCAUGUCCGGCGUGCUUCCCCGGCCGGGUCAGCAGCGGUGAGCCGGCCCCUGCUGAGUUCUAAUGUUUUUGUUGUUUUCUCAUACGCUGACCCAGGCAGCUUUGGACAGAGAGAAAGACGUAAAAGACGUGAUAGACGCGCAGAAACAAAAAAAAAAGACAAACUGUUGAAGAAGGCCUUUUUAUGGAGCAAACUGACCAACAGACUGAACUCUGAGGAGGACGGAGCUGUGAGACUCUGACUCUCUGACUGUGUGGAAGGAUUUUAAUCUUUUUAGUUCUCAUCUUUUGGGGCAUGAGCUUUAUUUAUAAUUUAUUUAUUUGUCAAUAUGAAUCAAAGAUUCUAUGUUAUGUAUUUAUUUGAUCCCAGUUUCAGUUUUUUCAGCGUCUCUUCCUGCUGCAGACAUACUAGUGGUGGCACUUUGACCUCCAAUCCAAUGCCAAUUAGACACCAAUUAUUAUUAUUAUUAUUAUUAUGGGAAUAUUAAUUAUAAUUUUCUGAUAAGUAAUUUGUAUUUUACGCAGUUAGAGGAUCCAAAGGGACAUUUCUAUAAAUAUUUUUUUUUUCUUGAAUUUUUUUUUUCUACAGGUGAGGAACACGAUGGUCAUAAACCUGUACAUAAGAAUAUUUUUCAUUUUAUUCAACAGAGACUGAUUUUAAGAAACUUUGGGUUGCUUUUAUUUGAUCAGCGUGCGCGUCUUUUUCAGGCCACGCUGAUCCAACUUGAACAUAAUAGGCUAGAUUAGCCACCAGAAACUAUAAAAAACGAGUGACUUGGAUUAAAAUAAAGUGGGGGGAAAAAAACUAAAAAAGAAAACAUAUUUGCCUAAUGAUGAAGGACUUUGUAUACCUGUACCCAUUUCGAGGCAAACACAGGAGAGCUGCGUAAGAAAGAAGAAUCUAUAUAAAGUCUUUUCUUGUUCUUAGUUGAGGUUUUAGCGCAGUAAAAAUGUUAAGUCAUUUAUAAAAAGCAGUUUUAUCCCAGCUAAAGGGGGAACAGGGGGAUUAAACACCUCAGUAAUGUUUUAUUUUUUAUUUUCUUCUCUUUUGGAUAAACAAACCGGUUGGACUCGGGUCCAAGUGCGCAGGUGAACCUGCCUGUUGAUUUGCUCUAAAUGUAUUUGAAACAAACCUUGUGCAUUCCUUAUGUUAUUUCAUAUGAAGCCGUGAUAAUUGUUCUACUCUCCUUUGGUGAAAAUGUAUAUUGCAGAUAUCAAACUUUGUGGAGUGGUUCUCGUAUAUUUCCUGGAUCGUUUUUUUUAAAUUUCGUUUUAUUUUUAUGGAUUUAUUUCCUUCCUCUCUCUCUCUCUCUAGCUUUCCCCGAACUUUCUCUCCUCCCCAUGUGGUGAAUUUUGGGGUAAAAUUCACAGCAAAAGUUUGACAGAAAAAAAAGGGGGGGAUUUGAUGUAAAGAGAAUUACUUUUAUAAAUGUGGAAAAUAAAAGUCUUUCAUUUACGCAC